This is a messenger RNA of Cyclocybe aegerita, 951 nucleotides long. The record is from the annotation of a GenBank genome assembly. Lineage: Eukaryota; Fungi; Basidiomycota; Agaricomycetes; Agaricales; Hemipholiotaceae.
AUGUCUGGCAGCGGCUCUACGCUCGGCAGCCACAAGGACUGCCUACGGCUCUACUGCGCGAGGGAAGGCCUCGAUCCGAAUGCGAUGGGGGUCCUCUUUCCGAGUGGUACGGUAAUGGUCGAGGAUUAUCUCAACGCUAUGGGGCAAGACCGUGACACUGCAUAUGGUCAUUCAUUCGACCAGGAGGGGUCUCAUGGUCAGCAGGACCAAGAAAUGCAUGAGAAGGAUGAAGUCAACGGGCUUUUGACUGCUGUGCCCGUGCCCGAGCCAGCACCGCGAACUGGCUCAUUGGUCUCGCUACCUAUGUCAUCUCUUUCCUCUCUGGAAUCGUCCUUCGUCGAGCUAGAGAUAAAGCGAGAGAUAAAGAUCGAGGAGGAGGAGGUACAGCUCUGGCCAGAGGCGCCGAACGCCAUUAACCGCGCCGUGUCUCCUACCCCUCCUCCCAUCCGUCGUCCUAUGCCUCUUCCAGUACCCAGGACACGAUUCAUGCCACCGGGUAUCCUCCCCGCAGCCGGCUCGCUUGGCCAUCUCUCCGGGCGGCCCAUGGUCCAGCCCUUCCACCCGAUGCCGCUCUAUGCAUCUCGUCCCGUUCCUGCGCCGAUCCCUUACCCUUACCCUUACCCAUCUAUUCGGCAUAACGGAUUCCACCUGGUGUUUCCGCCUCCCGAUUUCACGCAGCCGCCCAAUCCCUACGCGAUGGCGAUCGGCGCCGUCACGCCACAAGCGCCGGAUGGCCCCUUUAGCAGACCCAUGCCGAUGCCUUUGGAGUCCAGCGGGAUGCAAGAGGUCCUCUCACCUGCGUCGGUGCCGCCUCUGUUUACGCCUGACUGUGAUGAGGCGAUGGGAGUCGCCAAUCCGAUAAUGGUCGAGGACAGGGACGAGUUUGUCCCUCAUUAUGACUUCAUGAACAUCGUGCCCCCGCCUGUUCGCGUUGUGGUGGCCAAGGCGUAA